Messenger RNA from Salmo salar (Atlantic salmon), 2043 nucleotides. RefSeq lists its product as uncharacterized. The record is from RefSeq and is a predicted model, not a curated record. Gene Ontology annotation, cellular component: nucleus. Gene Ontology annotation, molecular function: DNA-binding transcription factor activity, RNA polymerase II-specific; RNA polymerase II transcription regulatory region sequence-specific DNA binding. Gene Ontology annotation, biological process: regulation of transcription by RNA polymerase II; embryo development. NCBI's taxonomy places the organism in Eukaryota, Metazoa, Chordata, Actinopteri, Salmoniformes, Salmonidae.
ACAAAGCAGCAGCAGCAGCUAUUCAGCAACCACGGUAGCUUCCUAGCCAACAAUGCCUAGGCAUUGGAGCUCUUUAGACGCUUUCGUUGUAUAUUUGCCUCUGUGUUAUAAAAUAUAACGUACUUCUUUCGUAUAGCUAGUUGACCCAUUUAAUUUCAUAUUUACGUUGUUAAUCAGGUUAGUAGCGAGCUGGCUUGCUAAAUUAGCUUAGCACCGGGCAAGUCGUUUAUCCUAACUAACUUAGCUAGUUAACAUCGCCAACCAUGAGCUCAUUAAGCUACUCCCCUCCUGCUAAAGAAGAGGAGGUGGUUUGCUGUACAUUAUCGUAAAAGAAGAAGAGGAGGGUAUUACAGUGAAAAGAGAAAUAAGCUUUCAGAAUGAAAAAGAAGGAAGAGGAGGAGAAUGUUACAGUGAAAGAAGAGAAAGAACAUUUUGGCGAGGAAGAGGGUAUAGAGACUGUCACAGUGGAAGAGGAUGAGGUAGAAUCUUUAUUCAGAAUGGAAGUGGAGGCUAUCAGUGUCACAUUGAAGGAGGAGGUAGAAGCUUUCAGAAUGGAAGCAGAGGCUAUCAAUGUCACAUUGAAGAAAGAGGAGGAUGUUACAGUGAAAGAAGAGAAAGAACAUUUUAGAGUGAAAGAUGAAGAGGGGAUAGAGGCUGUCACAGUGGAAGAAGAGGAGGAGGUAGAAGCUUUCAGGAUGAAAAAGGAGGAAGAGGAGGCCAUCACAUUGAAAGAAGAAGAAGAGGAGGAUGUUAUAGUGAAAGAAGAGAAAGAACCUUUUGGAGAGGAAGAGGAGGCUAUCUUAAGAGAAGAGGAGGAGGAAGACGUUUUGGGAGAUGAAGAGGUGGAAGCUUUCAGAAUGAAAAAGGAGGAAGAAGAGGAUGAUGUUAUAGGGAAAGAAGAGAAAGAACCUUUUGGAGUGGCGGAGGAGGCUAUCUUAAGAAAAGAGGAGGAGGAAGAUGUUUUGGGAGAUGAAGAGGAGGAGGAAGGAGAGGAGACUGAAGAUCUGAUUAACACCAGAGAGGGACCAGACUCUCACUCUGACCGUGAGAAGAGUCCUUCAGGGGAUCCAGUCCCAGUGACGCCCGGACCAGUGAGACGACACCACUGUUCUCAGUGUGGAAAGAGUUUUACUCUGUUAGGGAACCUGAAAAGGCAUGAGAAGACACACACGGGAGAGAAGUCUUUCCAAUGUUCACAGUGUGGAAAGAGUUUUACACGAUUAGGGAACCUGAAUAUGCAUGACAGAACACACACAGGAGAGAAACCUUUCCAGUGCUCCCAGUGUGGAAAGGGUUUUACAGGGUUAGGGCAUCUGAAGGAACAUAAAAGAAUACACACAGGAGAGAAACCUUUCCAAUGCUCCCAGUGUGGAAAGGGUUUUACCUUGUUAGGGAACCUGAAUAUGCAUGACAGAACACACACAGGAGAGAAGCCUUUCCAAUGCUCCCAGUGUGGAAAGGGUUUUACACAGUUAGGAAAUCUGAAGGAGCAUGAAAGAACACACACAGGGGAGACAUCUUACCAUUGCUCUUUGUGUGGAAAGGAUUUUGCCAAGUUAGGGAGCCUAAAGGAACAUAAAAGAAUACACACAGGAGAGAAACCUUUCCAAUGCUCCCAGUGUGGAAAGAGUUUUACAAGGUUAGGGCAUCUGAAGGAACAUGAAAGAAUACACACAGGAGACAAGACUUUCCAAUGUUCCCAGUGUGGAAAGAGUUUUACACGGUUAGGGAACCUGAAAAGGCAUGAGAGAAUACAUACAGUCUUUCCAAUACGCCCAGUGUGUAGCAGGAACCGGCUCAGAGAACAGAACCAAAAACUGGAAAAAGUUGAGAAACAGAACCUGGAAAGAAAGUGAUCUCUACUUUUCUGGAACAGAACCGUUAUUUUAAUUGCGUUGGAAACGGUUAAUAACUUUCUUUUAAAGUAACUGCCCAGUGAAAAUCUCACUUUAAAAGUUCAUUCUGUUAACUCAUAUGUAAAUGUUGUUGACUUGUCCUAUACUUGUGUUUGUAGACAAAGCAUAAAUUGAAGAAAAACACUUU